Messenger RNA from Impatiens glandulifera, 1610 nucleotides. Its product is annotated as serine carboxypeptidase-like 20. NCBI's taxonomy places the organism in Eukaryota, Viridiplantae, Streptophyta, Magnoliopsida, Ericales, Balsaminaceae. Bases 96 to 1592 code for a protein of 498 amino acids. Gene Ontology annotation, molecular function: acyltransferase activity, transferring groups other than amino-acyl groups; serine-type carboxypeptidase activity. Gene Ontology annotation, biological process: secondary metabolic process; proteolysis. The record is from RefSeq and is a predicted model, not a curated record. The transcript is spliced from 14 exons.
AGCCAACUAAGCUCUCGUAUUCAUCAAAACCAAUCAAAACUAUAAAGAAAAAUAAAAAAUUUCAGUCUCUAAAUUCCUGUAAUUCAAUUGUUGCAAUGGCUGCGAAGCUCAAGAUUCCUCAAAUUGUCAACAUAUUUGCAAUUCUGAUUCUUUUGAGCUCCAUUUUGACCGAAGCAGUUCUUGAUGAUGCUUUGGUUACUCAACUUCCAGGUUUCGAUGGCAAAUUUCAAUCCAAUCACUAUUCUGGGUAUGUUACAUUGGAUAAAGUUAAUGGGAAGAAACUGUUCUAUUAUUUUGUGGAAUCGGAGAGCAAUCCGGCUAACGAUCCUCUUGUUCUUUGGCUUAAUGGGGGUCCUGGAUGUUCGAGCUUUGAUGGCUUCGUUUAUGAGCAUGGGCCAUUCAACUUUGAGAUGGGAAGUCCCAAAGGGAGUCUGCCUAAGUUACAUCUUAACCCACUUUCCUGGUCCAAGGUUUCUAACAUCAUAUACUUGGAUUCUCCUGCUGGUGUCGGCUUGUCUUACUCCCAAAACAUGUCUGAUUAUAUUACAGGAGAUUUAAAGACUGCUUCUGAUACACACAUAUUUCUCCUCAAGUGGUUUGAGCUGUACAAAGAAUUCCUCACAAACCCCUUUUAUAUUGCUGGAGAGUCGUAUGCUGGCAUUUACGUGCCAACAUUAGCUUCUGAAGUAGUGAAAGGAAUCGAUGCUGGAGUAAAACCUGCUAUAAACUUCAAGGGUUAUAUGGUGGGUAAUGGAGUAACUGAUGAUAUGUUUGAUGGGAAUGCUCUUGUUCCAUUUGCACAUGGAAUGGGCUUAAUAUCAGAUGACUUGUUUCAGGAAGUUACUUCGACAUGCGUAGGAAACUUCUACAACUAUUCAACUACAAAUUGUGCACAAUCACUUGACAAAGUUGACCAAACUGUUGCGGAUUUGAACAUUUACAACAUUCUAGAACCGUGUUAUCAUGGUGGGGAAACUUUAGAUACCAUAAGAAGUGAAAAUGAUCAUCCCAAUAGUUUUAGGAAGUUAGGCGAGACAGAAAGACCACUUCCCGUGAGAAAAAGGAUGUUUGGUCGUGCUUGGCCUUUUAGAGCUCCAGUAAAAGAUGGAAUAGUUCCACUUUGGCCACAGAUACUUAAUGGUGAAAAUGUGCCUUGUAUGAAUGAUGAAGUUGCAUCAGCGUGGCUCAAUGAUGAUGCAGUUCGGAAAGCAAUACAUGCUGCUCCAAGGAGUGUGGCUGGUUAUUGGGAUUUAUGCACAGACAGAAUUCAGUUCAGUCAUGAUUCUGGAAGCAUGAUCAAGUAUCACAAGAACCUUACUUCAAAGGGAUAUCGAGCCCUUAUCUUUAGUGGAGACCAUGAUAUGUGUGUACCUUACACUGGGACUGAAGCAUGGACAAGGUCAAUGGGCUACAAGAUUGUGGAUGAAUGGAGACCUUGGAGUUCAAAUGGACAAGUUGCAGGUUAUUUACAAGGAUAUGACAAGAAUCUCACUUUCCUCACGGUGAAGGGAUCUGGGCAUACUGUCCCAGAAUAUAAACCACGCCAGGCACUUGAUUUUUACAGACGAUGGCUUUCGGGGAAGACUAUAUAAUUGAUCAGCCAGCUUCAU